Messenger RNA from Osmerus eperlanus (European smelt), 944 nucleotides. It is a transcript of the gene ripply3, whose product is annotated as ripply transcriptional repressor 3. Gene Ontology annotation, cellular component: nucleus. Bases 132 to 569 code for a protein of 145 amino acids. The transcript has 5 exons. Gene Ontology annotation, biological process: negative regulation of transcription by RNA polymerase II; embryonic pattern specification. The record is from RefSeq and is a predicted model, not a curated record. NCBI's taxonomy places the organism in Eukaryota, Metazoa, Chordata, Actinopteri, Osmeriformes, Osmeridae.
UUUUAUUUAGUUUAGCUAUGGAUCUUUUACCACGGAUCUAUUACAAAAUGUGUGCAUAAAACCUAAUUCCGUGUGAUGUAUAACGUUUACAUCUGAAAGUUUGUAGGCAGAGGGUCAGUUUAGGACAGAAGAUGCUCCCCCUCGUUCAGGAAAAUCACUACCCACUGCUAACAACGAAGGUGCAAGAAGGAAGACUUCAACGAUGUGUGCAGCCUGAAGGACCACUUAGUUGCUCCUCGGUUUGGAGACCAUGGACAGCUUUCAGAGAAACUGAAUCGCCCCAGGAAAAAUUUAACUCAGUGACAACGGUGACAAAAACUAUACCCAAGGUUGCCAAUGGAUUCCAGCACCCAGUCAGGCUCUACAUGCCCAAAUCCAGGACUAAUGAAUAUAUGUCACAUUUAGGGAAGAAGGUCCUGGCCAGUUUCCCUGUCCAAGCCACUCUUCAUUUCUACAAUGAUGACUCCAGUUCUGAGGAAGAAGAUGAAGACAUAGAAGAGCACCAAACGUAUUUGCAUGGACUGGACCGUAGGAUACACCCAUCUCAUCCCCUUAGUUCAGAAAGAUAGCUGUGAAGCCUGGCUGAUUUGGUUACAAGAAGUAUGGACUGGUGGAUGGAGCUUUGAAGGGGCUUUGCCCAAGUCAUACAUGUGGCUCUUCUGAAGUAAUCAUGUUUACUACUGGACAAUGCCAACAAACCUUUAACCUGGAUCUAUGGCCACUUCUCCCCAACAAUGCCCUGAGUUGGACACGGUCUUGAGAACCUACAUCGCUUUGUUCACCUUUUAUGUCUUAACAACUUCCUUUUUUAACUGUAUAUCAAGCAUGAUAUGCACUUUGUUAAGUUCUACACUAUCCUAUUUCAGUGGGUGUUUUUAAUGGGGAAAGAAUUGUAAUUUAUUUAAGUCAGUGGGUGCAUCUUCAAAUGUAACAAUAUUACAACA